This is a messenger RNA of Neomonachus schauinslandi (Hawaiian monk seal), 1335 nucleotides long. It is a transcript of the gene CATSPER4, whose product is annotated as cation channel sperm associated 4. The coding region runs from base 1 to 1335 and encodes 444 amino acids. The record is from RefSeq and is a predicted model, not a curated record. The transcript is spliced from 12 exons. NCBI's taxonomy places the organism in Eukaryota, Metazoa, Chordata, Mammalia, Carnivora, Phocidae. Gene Ontology annotation, molecular function: calcium-activated cation channel activity; voltage-gated calcium channel activity. Gene Ontology annotation, biological process: sperm capacitation; sodium ion transport; transmembrane transport. Gene Ontology annotation, cellular component: acrosomal vesicle; sperm principal piece; membrane.
AUGGCUAGUGAGCGCUUCCAAUGGACCAACACCAGUAUUAAACCUUUGAAUGUCAUGAGGGCUGUUCACGAGCCCUACUCCUGGUCGGAGGAGCAAGUGCUCAUCAACCGCCGAGACAUCAUGAGCACCAAGGAUGCCUGGGACAUCCAGGAGUUCAUCACUCGCAUGUAUGUCAAGCAGCUGCUUCGACACCCGGCCUUCCAGCUGCUUCUGGCCUUGCUGCUGGUGGUCAACGCCAUCACCAUUGCUCUGCGCACCAACUCUUUCCUUGGCCAGAAACACUAUGAGUUGUUCUCUACCAUAGAUGACAUUGUGCUGACCAUCCUUAUCUGUGAGGUUCUCCUCGGCUGGUUAAAUGGCUUCUGGAUUUUCUGGAAGGACGGCUGGAACAUCCUCAACUUCCUUAUCAUCUUUAUCUUGCUCCUGGGGUUCUUCAUUAAUGAACUCAAUGUCAACGCUCUCACCUAUACCCUCAGGGCGCUUCGUCUGGUGCAUGUCUGCAUGGCGGUGGAGCCUCUGGCCCGGAUCAUCCGUGUCAUCCUGCAGUCGGUGCCCGACAUGGCCAAUAUCAUGACCCUCAUCCUUUUCUUCAUGCUGGUGUUUUCCGUGUUUGGGGUCACUCUCUUUGGUGCAUUUGUGCCCAUGCAUUUCCAGAACAUGCAGGUUGCCCUGUAUACUCUCUUCAUCUGCAUCACCCAAGAUGGCUGGGUGGACAUCUAUAAUGACUUUCAGAUGGAGACAAGAGAGUACGCAAUGGAGAUUGGGGGCGCCAUCUACUUUGCCAUCUUCAUCACCAUUGGUGCCUUCAUUGGCAUCAACCUGUUGGUCGUUGUGGUGACCACCAAUCUGGAGCAGAUGAUGAAGGCAGGAGAGCAGGGGCAACUGCAUCAGAUAAACUUCAGUGAGAGAGGCAAGCAGGACGUGGAUAGAGGUAACGAGCUGCCCCUGGUGCACUGUGUGGUCGCCCGGUUGGAGAUGUCCGGCGCCCCGCAGGAGCCACUGUCGGGAGGCCACCUGUCUAACCUCUCAGAAAACACCUGUGACAACUUUUGUUUGGUGCUGGAGGCAAUACAGGAGAACUUGAUGCAGUACAAGGAGAUCCGAGAUGAGCUCAACACGAUAGUGGAGGAGGUCCGCUCCAUCCGCUUCAACCAGGAGCAGGAGGAGGAGCUGAUCCACAAGCACUUGUCACUGAGCCUGUCAGUGGUGAGCGGGUCCUCCCUGGACAUCCGCGACAUGACUUGCCAGCAAGACUUGAUCACAGCGCUCAUCAACAGGGAAAAGGUUCAGGAAUCCAACACAAACAUACUCCUUAAACACAAGACCAGCCGCUGA